AUGGCUCGUCGCGUCGUCUCUCGGUUAUUCGCUCCAUACCACUUGCUAGUCGCGCUCGUCCUCGUCUCGCUCCUCCUCUCCCUGCUGCCCUCCUCUCACGCGCAGCAGCCGGGCAUAUCGACGAAGAUGGCGAGGGAGAUUCAGCAGGCCAAGAAGCAGCUCAAGAAGAUGCGGAUUUUCGGACCAAUCAACGACGUCAUCGACCUGAUACUGACGUCUCUGAUCCCGCUGAACGGGGUGACCAUCCUGCUGCCGCUGCACGCGCGCACCAUCCGCUUCUUCAUGGCGGCCUUCUCCUCGCAGAAGCAGCAGCAGCUCAUCGCCUACCACAUCCUGCAAGGCCGCUACGACUACCGCCGCCUGCGCUACCAGCCGCGCGGGCGGCGGCUGAGAACACUGGAGGGCACGAGCCUGGUGAAGCGCGGGCGCAAGGGCGGGCUGCUCGUGGCCGUCAAGGGCAAGGGUGGCGCGCCCGUGCCGAUUGUGAUGCCGAAUCUGUUCAACGGGUCGCAGUUCACCAUCCAUGCCGUGUCCGAGAUGGUCGUCCCACAUGAUAUUUAUUGA
Molecule: messenger RNA, 564 nt
Organism: Closterium sp. Naga37s-1
Lineage: Eukaryota; Viridiplantae; Streptophyta; Zygnematophyceae; Desmidiales; Closteriaceae
Source: the annotation of a GenBank genome assembly